Daldinia decipiens is the source of this 1266-nucleotide messenger RNA. RefSeq names its product putative polyketide synthase protein. NCBI's taxonomy places the organism in Eukaryota, Fungi, Ascomycota, Sordariomycetes, Xylariales, Hypoxylaceae. Gene Ontology annotation, molecular function: methyltransferase activity. Gene Ontology annotation, biological process: methylation. The transcript has a single exon. The coding region runs from base 306 to 1175 and encodes 289 amino acids. The record is from RefSeq and is a predicted model, not a curated record.
UCUUUCAACAUAAUUAUCUCACCAAUUGGAUAUUGGAUGCUAAAUUGUUAAGGUCAUCAGGAAGCGUUCCUCUACGGAUCAGGAUGUUCGUGAGGCGGAGUCGACGCGAAAAAUGUAAUACGGCUCCAAAAGUGCAGAUACGGCGUAUUCAUACCCGUCGCAUUGCAGAUUAUGUCGGCCGUAGAACCUUUAGUAUAAAAAUCGGCUGCUGAAAUCAUAUUGCUCUUGUAUCUUUCAAAUAUUCUCCCGACCAAGAAUAACCUAACUUUCGAAAUAACGACUCGCCGCGUUGCGGGAAAAUCAGCAUGGCAGAAUCCAUUGUCAUAUCUUCCCCGCCUAGCGAAAAUCAGACCGGGAAUAAACUGAAAAUUACUUUUACAGGACCGCAAGAAACGCUGAUAGGGCCGCUAGUAGCGAGAGCCACGGACGCAAGAUCUGAUAAUCCUAUCCUUAACGAUGUGGACUCCAUUCGGGUUAUAGAUCAGAUUGACCAUGACUUCGACAAAUUCGGCGUGAAUGAAACACAUGCUAUUAUGUAUGCUCUUCGAGCCCUGCGUUUAGAUGGUUGGACUACCGAGUUCCUCUCAAACAACCCGCAAGCGACGGUCGUUCACUUGGCCUGUGGGUUAGACGAUCGUUUACGUCGCGUCCAAGCAGACUUAACCAAGGUCCGUUGGAUAGAUCUCGACCUACCCGAUGUCGUUGAACUGCGCAACAAGCUCAUUCCCCAUCCGGAGGGCGACUACCGGCUGAUCGCCGCAGACGCGACUGAAAAAACGUGGCUCGAGCAGAUCCCUGUUGACCGUUCCACCGUCAUCAUCUGCCAGGGGUUAACUAUGUUUCUGGAAGAAGAGUCUGGUAAACGCAUGAUUCGGCAAAUUAUUGACCACUUCAAAUCGGGCCAGUUUAUCAUCGAUCAUAUCGGUACCGUAUUGCUCUCUUUGCAACACCAAGUCGAUACCCUGGUAGCUACAGGGUCAAGUUUCAAGUGGGCCAUUGACGAGCCGAAGAGCCUGGAGGCUCUUCAUCCGCAGUUGAAGAUGGUGGACUGUUUAGGACCAACCGAACUUGGUGAUCACGUAUUCUUGCCGCUUGGGACUCGUCUAAUGCUGUCAACUUAUUUAGAUUUACCUUGGCUAAAGUACAUCUCUUCCUACAUGCGGCUCAAUUUCUAGAGGUAGCGAUGCAUAGCCUGCUGUUUUGAAACCUUUGAUCAUAUAUUUUUAGACUCGUUCUAAAGCAGAAGAUUUCUGAUGGAAGAAUUAU